This is a messenger RNA of Perkinsus marinus ATCC 50983, 673 nucleotides long. RefSeq names its product Aldose 1-epimerase, putative. NCBI's taxonomy places the organism in Eukaryota, Perkinsozoa, Perkinsida, Perkinsidae. Gene Ontology annotation, molecular function: aldose 1-epimerase activity; carbohydrate binding. The record is from RefSeq and is a predicted model, not a curated record. The annotation marks the transcript as partial. Gene Ontology annotation, biological process: glucose metabolic process; beta-D-galactose catabolic process via UDP-galactose, Leloir pathway. The transcript has 3 exons.
AUGGAGUGCUAUUCCGUUGACUGCAAUUCAGUUGUAGAUUUGGAAAAUAGUCAAAUUGUUACGCUUUCUAACGACAAGAUCAGAGUGACCAUUGCAGAGUACGGACUCUACAUUCUCAGUCUCGAGACUCCUGAUCGUGAUGGGAAGUUUUCUGCGGUCAAUCUUAACUACGACCAUGAUUGGACGAAGUACCUUCACGACACUCUCUACCUGUGCUGUGGUGUAGGAAGGUAUGCUAAUAGGAUUCUGAAUGGCCGUAUGACAGUUGAUGGUAAGGAGUAUCAGUUGACCGUCAAUGACGGGGACCAUUGUCUCCAUGGUGGUAUCGAUGGUUUCAACAAGAAGGUUUGGAAGCACACGGAUUCUUACCGUGAUGAAAAAUCGGCUUCCGCGACUUUCGCGAUGCGUUCCGAAGAUGGCGACCAAGGUUUCCCCGGCAAUUUGGAUGUCACUGUUGUUUUCACAAUCACCGGUAGCAAGUUGACGAUGGAGUACUAUGCCACUACUGAUGCUACUACUGUUAUCAAUCUGACACAUCAUACUUACUUCAACCUCAACAACGACCAUUCACAGACUAUACGCGACCACGAGUUAUGUCUACCAAAUGGUCACCAAUUCGUGAAGGUUGAGAACAAUGGUAUCCCCAUUGCUGGUGCUCCAUCUGAUGUUAAGG